GCUGUGUCAGCCAUAGAACAUGCAGGGGCGGGCUCUCUCGGAGUCCCUGCCCCUUGUUAUUGGUUGUAAUCAAACCGUUGUAUAACGUACGCACAAUUCCGGGCACAUUGUCUGAAAAUGCGCAAAUAAAGAUAAUGGAGGAGAAUUUGCAUCUAGCACCGCUAACCGAGGAACAACAAGCCCUGUAGCCGACGUCGUGAGGGAAAACACUUGGGUUUUAGAUUCAACGACCCCCAUCGAUUCACAAUCCGGACCGAAGAAAGGAUCUCCAGACGAUAUCUCCUAGGAAAGACGGAAGCCAUCGGGAAGGAGGACUGCCGCUUUCUCCGCGUUGUGGCAAAGAAAGCCGACAUGUAAUGUCUUUGGACGACGUCUGUUUGCUUGUGAUUAUUUCAACACAGACCCUGUAGCAGAUAAACCACAAGGGAACCGGCGACGUAGCACGCAAGAACAACACGGAGCACUGAUCUGGCAGCCAGGAUUGAUGUCUUUCGAGAUUUAGAUGGCAGCAGACUUUCAACACCAGGUUUCUAUUUAGAUGUAUCCCACAUCCUGGAUAGUCCUGGUCCUUUGUGUCCAUGAAAAGGAUUGGGCAAAAUAAGCCCUGGCUUCCAUUCCUUGCAGAGAAUGGCCAAAGGGUGGGAUUCAUACUUCCAUAACAUUCCACCUCUAUCAUCAGAUCCAAGCACUUUGAGAAGGACAUCUGAGUCAGAUGGAAGUCUUUCCCAGCAUAUAGAGAACUUGAUUGGACAUCAUGACUUCCCCAAUGCAGUGUCUCCACAUGAUGCCCCUGCAACAAACUCAAACUUCAACACAAACUAUAACUCAAAUCUCAGUAUUGAAAAUCCCAGUCCAGACUGUCUUUAUCAAAGCUACUGCAAGGAAACACCAUGGCAAGCUGAUGUAGAUCAAAUGGAAAAAGAUUACUUGCCAAGAUGCGGAAAUAGUAUCUCAGAUUUUGGCACUGAUGGAUUGUUGACGUUGGGAUCUUAUCCUUCAUCUUUUACAACAGAUUUACAAGAACUUAAGCAAGACUGUGGAAUGCUAGCUACAUCAUUUCUUGAAGACUACUCAGAUGUCAGUAGCUGCUCGGAAGCAGAAGUGGGUGAAACAAGGCCCUCUUGUAAAUUCAUGGCAAGUAAUUCAGUUCCAAAACCAAAAAUUAAUAUUGCUACAACACACAGCCCGUCAGAAUGGCUUUUCACUGAUACUGGAAAUGUGAUGCUUCCGACUGAGAGUCUGUGCCCUAAUAUGUCAAAGACUAAUGUAAUUCUGCCAAGUACAUCAAAUGUGACGACAGGAGAAAACAUAGUUGAAUGUGCACAAGACAAGAUGGAAGGAAAUGUCAAAUCUUACGCAGGACAUCAUCGGUCCUCUACUACAUUUAGCAUGGCGACAACUACAGGAAGCGAGACUGUAGAGGAUAGAAAUGAUCAUGGUGGUUGUCCAGAUCAGAAAAGAGAGGAGGAUGUGGAGAGAGAUCUCACUCAAGGAAAACCAAACCUCUCGAUGAGUGGCCAUGAAAACUUGGCUGGUGAUGGAACAGAAGGCUACACAGAUGGCAAUGAGGAGGAGCAAAUUGCUGCAGCUGCUCCAAAUAGCAUGACUACAUUGGACAAUGAGCAAGAUCACUCGGAUGAGAAAGUCCUAAGAAAGGAAAUUAAGGAAUCAUUUGACCAAAAAAAUGAUAAUCCCGACCCAACAGAUGGUCAUGAUGGAAAUACAAGAGAAGACACACAGGACAAAAGUGAAGAACUAAAAAUUGAAGGAAAGGAAUCUGGUGCAUUUGAAAAUAAGACAUUUGAUGAGCAGAAAUCCCCAAAUCCUAACUCCACUGAUGGUCAAGAUGAAAAUAUGGAAACUAACUUUCAGGAGAAAGAGAUCCAGUCAAAUACCUAUCAAUCUUCAGAUCCACUGGAUAUGAAAGUGUCAGAUUCUAAAGAUGUCACCUGUGAACUGAGUGAAUGCAAAAGUACCUUGAAAAGCAACGGUCAUGAUGUUGAAUCCUGUUUGCAGUUAUCUGAACACCAGUCUUCUGGAAGUGUAGCUGUGAUAAGUGAUGGUCAUUUCAGCAAUGCCAGUGACAAAAAUGAGCAAUGUGUUGCAAGUCCUUCAGAAUCCUGCUUACAGCCAAAUAGCUCCAGCAGAGAUGUAAAUCCCUGUCUAAAAAAAGAAUUGACAAGUGCAGCAGAGAAGAAAACCACAUCAUCCUCUAUAGAGCUAUUUUGCACUGACCAUCCUGUGACUAGUGACAGUAAAGAGCCAAGUGUUUCUAAUGGUUUAGAAUCCUGUUCACAGUCAAACACCUCAAGCACAGACAUAAAUCCCUGUCUACGAAAGGAAUGGACAAGUCCAGCAGAGAUUACAAAUGCAACUUCUCCAGAUCAGCAUCAGCCACUACACCAAAGUCCAGUGGCCGAACAAACAGGAAGUGUUAAUGUGGAUGUUGCUGAACAUGCAAGAGAGUCGUUGGACACAUCUGCGGUGGAUCCGUCAGUGCUUGGCAUGCUGUAUGGUGAACCUCUGUCAAGAGAAGAUUCUUCAUGUGAUGCUGAUGAAACGAAACUUGACACAGGUCACGAUAAAGACAGUUCUGGGGCCAGACCUGACAGUAACCGUAUAAACUAUUCAGAAGGACAAGCACCUCAACUCAAAUUCUCUAUACAAAUGAGAAAACAUCUGCAGCCUGUCAUAAUAUUGAAGACCUCAGAGUCCGUAAACGGAAUGAGUAACUCUUAUCAUUGUGCAGAUUGCAAACACACAACACACAAUGUAGAUGAUCUAAUUGAACACCACCAUUGUUGCCAUUCAGUGCACAAUUUCCAGUUUUGUGAGACUUGUGAUCUCUACCUGAUGAGGAAGGAACAAGCAGAGAAACACGUGUGUUGUGUAACCAAAGAAAGUCCUCGGCUCUCUUCUGAUUCCAACCUACCAAAAAAAGGAAAACGUCGCAGAUGCCUCAGGUGCAUUAAGUGCAAACUCAAAUUUUCCAAAAUGGUUUAUUAUGUCAGGCAUAUGAGGACUCACACUGGCAAAACACCCUAUAAGUGUAAUGGGUGUGAAUCCUAUUUCUCACAGUCUUGUAGCCUGCGAAGACACACGCGUAUACCUGGAAGAUGCAAGCAGCUUAACCAUUCAGUUACAGAUUCUGAUGUCGUUAUCAAAGAAACUAAAACGCCACCACAAAAGAGCUUGAUACAGAACAAACCAUAUCCAAAUCUGCGCGGAUGUGACGUAAAGCUCGUUGACAUCUCCAAAACUCAUCUGUGCAGUGUAUGUGGUAAAAGCUUCACAACUGCAGACAAGGCCAAAAAACACUUCCACAACGUACACAAGGGCAAGAGUUUGACAGUUUCAUCAAGUCUGUGUACCACAAAACGCAGUGGUGGGAAAAGCCAAAAACUGGAGAAUGAGAUAACAGGAUUAUAUAAAUGUCCUCUUUGUCCACGGCUUUUCAAGUACUCUUACAACAGGGCUCGACAUUUGCGUGACUGUGUCCGAGAAACAAUAUAUGGUGGCAAGGAAAAAAUUGCUGGUAAAUAUCGGUGUCCCUUGUGCCACGCUACCUUUACUUUACCAUCUAACCGAUAUAGACAUAUUAAAACAUUUUGCUUCAGAGAGUGUGUUAAUCGGCUUGCAAAAGAGAGGGUAAAAUUAAAGGAACAGGUUGAACGGAAAAAAACAAAGGGAAUUGAACAGAAAACAAAGUUAAAUAAAAAUGAACAAAAUAAACAGCCUAAGGAAAUGACACCAAAAAAAGAAGCACCCCCAUUUUUAGCAGCUCCCAAAACGUUGCCACAUUACAAAUGCAAUCUUUGUCCAGCCGUUUUUUGUCAUGCUUCUGGAGUAUACAGGCAUAUGAAGAAACAUGAGCUGUUUAAACUCACUGGCAAAAUGUUCAAGUACAGGAAUUCACUGUUGUCUACCUUAUCCAAACCAGCAACUUUAAGUACUACAAUGACUGGAGUGAGUAAUGAUAACUCAAAAUCAAGUGAAGCAAAUGGCAGUCUUUCCCUGAGCUGUCACUUUUGUGAAAAGUGUUUCGACACACCACAGUCGCUAAAGAAACAUGAACGCAAUCACAGAGGUCAAAGACCAUACCGCUGUCUGGAAUGUGGAAAAGGGUUCAAGAAACGUGCCUCAUUGAUUGGUCAUAAAAGCGUUCACCAGAGGAGGAUACAGUGCACUGUCUGCAGAAAGAUUCUUCCAACUAUUGGAGAACUGAUCAAGCACAGAAGCUCACAUCUUAAAAGGGGAAUGCUUCAAUGCCCAGACUGUCCUCAGCAGUUUCAGUAUCCUGCAUAUCUCCUUAGGCAUCUAGACACCCACAAACAGAGGGCAAACAAGACAAGUCAGCUUGAUGAGAGACCACCAUUAAAACCACAGCAGUCCAUGGAAUCUGUAAAAGAGGAGAGUGGACCAAAACCGCUACCGUGUUCCUUGUGCAAAGAGGUAUUUGAUGAUCCCCAAGUUCUAAGAAAACAUUGCCUUACACAUAUAUCUAGGUCGUCGACAAACCAGUGUCCAUUUUGCAAACAUAAUUUCAGUACUCGCCGUUAUUUGCUGCGCCAUAUGAUCAAACAUACUGGAGACAAACCCCUUUCCUGCUCUAACUGUGGAAAACAGUUUUACCGUGACUUGUACCUUAAACUUCAUCAUGAGAAGUGUUUGCAAGGUCAAACCAGACAUCUUGUCACAAUGGAGUCUGACACGAAGACAAAGGGGCAACAUCAGUGUUCCUAUUGUCCACGGAGGUUUUUCAAGAUAAUCCGCCUGAAAAAUCAUCACCGUGGCCACAAGACAAACACUCUGCUUCUAUGCUCAAGAUGUGGGCAGUACUUUGGAUUCACAAAAUUAAAUCAACAUCAGAGGAACUGCAGGGAAACUACAGAGCUCAACGCUGACUUAUCUCCUAAUGGUGAUGUCGGUAAAAGCACUUCACAGCCGAGCCAUGUCCCUAUGCCUUUGAGGUCAAAUGCAACCAGGAUGCUUCAGUUUAAAUGCUCUCACUGUACACAGAGGUUUAGGUACAGAUCGUUACUCUUGAGACAUCUUAUUUCACAUACUGGUGUGCAACCCUAUGCAUGUAUGCACUGUGGACACCGAUAUAGAAGUCAGAUAAUGUGUUUGCAGCAUGAAGCUUUCUGUAAUGGUGUUGAAAAAGGGCAGUCGAAAGUCAAAGGUGAGGCUGCAACUCAAUUGUCAAAGACGCCAACUCUCAGAGAAGCAGCACAAAAGCCCCAAACAGAAGUUGAAUCGGAGUACAAGUGCAAAUUCUGCACCAAGACUUUCAUGAAAUCACGAAGCCUGAGACAUCACAUUUUGACACAUAACGAAGUGAAGCCUUAUCGCUGUAAAGCCUGUGACAGCUGCUUUUCAAGGUAUGAUCAUCUGGAAGUACAUCAGACUCGCUGUAGAGGGAAAAGAACGCGAUUGGAAGUCUGUAUUCCCAAAAUCAGUUUGGAUGAUGUUGGCAAGGGUUGGCAAAAUAGGUUUGGCCUGGAGCCUGCUGAAAAGCAGGAGACAUUUGAUUGUGAAGUCUGUUCAAGGAGCUUCUCAACUCAGUCUAAGCUUUCUCGACAUGUCACUUUGUUCCAUACUACUAAACUAUUCAAGUGCACACGCUGUGGCUCGUCAUUCUCUCAUGAAAAAACUCUGAAAAAGCAUUUGAAGAUGAGGAGGUGCAGAAAGUUUUCCAAAGAAACUACACUGGAAACUAAUCCACCAACAGAAAAUGUGACAACCCCACUUAAAGCGGUGAGAAAUAGAAUUAUACAGCGUAUCCAUCCUUAUUUGAACAAAACGCACAAAUACGUAUGUAGUCAUUGCCCCCGUGCUUUUGGGAACAGCUGGCAAUUGGGUGUGCACACCCGACUACAUACAGGAGAGCGGCCAUAUGCCUGUGAUAAUUGUGGUGAGAGAUUUAUAAGGAAGGAUUAUAUGCAGCGUCAUUCCACAAAGUGCCACAAAAACACACCAAUAUUAUCAAAGUCCACAGUUGGCCAACUCCGACAGUCGACCUCCGAAAGCCCACCAAAAGGCUUUUCUUGUGCAUACUGUAGUUCCCGUUUCUUGCUAUUUUCACAGCUUCAGGAGCAUUUUUUAAAUGCACACCAGCUGGAAACAAAGGUACCACCAGUGUCCACUGCUCCCCUACAACACCAUCUGUUGAAUAUACCAAACAUCAAAGAAGAGCCUUUGGAUGAGAGUUGCGACGAACAGCUUAGUGAUGCAGCUAAUUUAAUCUGUAAACUAGAUAAAUCUCAUGAUAGUGAGAUCCCCAAUAAAUUUUCCUGCCCAGAGUGCAAUAUGUCCUUUACAAAUAAAGCUGGACUAACUGGUCAUCUGCGUGUACACACAAUGAGGUGUCCUUUUAACUGUAAAAUAUGCAACAGGGGCUUCUGGAAUAAAAGUCUUCUCCGUAAUCACAACAGGAAAUGUAGAUUUGGACGCAUUUCAGAGAGAAGUACAACCCAACCGUUGGAAGUACCUUUGAAAGCACAAAUUGAUUUUGUGCUGAAUGACUCUGUUCUAGUGUUUAAAGACUCCUCCACAUCAACUGGCACUGGGGUUCUGCAGACCAACUUCUCCCACAAAGAUGACUUAAUGGACGAAUCCCCACAAAAUGCUGAAGAAAAUCAGGUGCAAAGCAGCUCAAGUAAAGAGAAGAAAGCUGUGCAGUACCAAUGUUCAGAAUGUGAUCAGAGCUUCACAGAUGGCUUAAUGCUUAUUAGUCACCUUGAAGACCAUGGAAGACAGGAACAAGCGAAAAAGCGCAAUUCAUGUAUUAAGUGUGGGCAGGUGUUCGCUAGUAAAGGAAAUCUUGAAAGACACAUGAAGCUACAUGAAAAUAAUAGGAAAUACUCUUGCCCUGACUGCUCCAAGGUGGUUUACACACAAUCUGAACUUGAAAUCCACAGAACAUGCCAUGACGGAAAUAGGCCUUUUGCUUGCAAACUGUGUAAUUACAGGUUUUGGACAAGGCCAUCUUUAUGUAAUCAUUACAGAGAAGAGCAUCCAGAUGAUGCAUUCACUUGUCGUUUCUGUAACAAGGCUUAUUCUGUCAAAAAAUCACUGGCAAGACAUUAUAGAAGAUGGCAUAAAAAAGAGCAGCAGGAUCUUGGGAGAACUGUACCUGACAAGUGCAGCACUGAACAACAAUCCAGCAGUCAAGUCAGUACCACUGGUGAAAGCGGUGAAGAUGUAAAAAACAGCAGUGAGGACAGCGACUCCGACUCUGCGCCUUACUUCCCGUGCCACGUGUGUGGCAAGACAUUCCCAACAUCAGAAAGUCUUGAGGAUCAUCAGCGGUGUCACCUGGGUGAAAAACCACAUGAAUGUGCAGAAUGUGGUAGAUGUUUUUUCCAGGCAUCCCAGUUACAGCAGCAUCAACGAAUGCACAAGUCUGAAUUUCAGUGUCAGGCAUGCGGCAGAGGUUUUGUCUCAGUCUUUGCACUGCGUAAACACAAGCACACCCAUGGAAAGAGCCGUCCGUACCGUUGUUCCAAGUGUGACUUCAGUUUCACAGGACCCUUGCAGUUGGCAGAACACAUGUCUACCCAUCGUGAAGAGAACUUCCCAUGUGAUAUAUGCAAUCUGGUGUUUCCCUCCAAGAGUAGCAGAGCUGAGCAUCGGAAAAGCCACACUAAGUCAGGUGAUCACCCCCCACCUUCAAUUUCCAGGGAAGAACAUGAGAAGUCUGCUUCCCAUACUGAAAGUUCAUCCGUAUCCCCCAAAGAACUUAAAUACCGCUGUGGUGUUUGUGGUGAGCGUUUCAGAGACCCAGAGGAGCUCUCAGAACACGGUUGCAUGGCGGCCAAAGAGCGGGCAUACUCGUGUUCAGACUGCAAUAAACAUUUUCUGCAUGCGUCUCACCUGAAAAAGCACAGGACCACCCAUCAACUAUCAUCGUCUACUAGUGAAUAUCCAUGCAAUCAAUGCAACAAUAGUUUUUCCUCGUCUCAGCGCUUCCACAGCCAUCUGAUGAGCCAUGUUGAUACUUCAGCAGAAGCUAAGCAUAACACUAAAGGUGAAGAUGAAGGUCUAUCACACGGUUUCAUAUGUCCAGUUUGCCAUCAGUGUUUUGCCAGUGCCACUGAAUUGAUGUGUCAUUUCCCCACACAUCCUGAUGGUACCUUUGAAUGCAAAACUUGUAAAAUGACAUUUCCCUCUGAAAGUAAGCUUGAAGAACACCGUCGCUCUCAUGUUAUAUCAGAUACUGAAUUUGAAUGCACAGACUGUGGCAAGAGCUUUUUGGGAAAAGAUGCUUUCUGCCAGCACCACUGUUCCCAUCAACAGCAUUCAACAAUGGAGGCUGAAUACUCAAGUCCAUCAGCUAAGACAUCCCCUCCAACUUAUUAUCAAGCAGCAGGAGAGGAGGAGGAGGUUGACGUUACCGGAGAGGACUUGUACAAUUGCCCUGUUUGCUCAAUGCCGUUCUAUUCGCAAAGUGGUCUUCUGGAGCAUCAAAAUAAACAGCACCGAAAUGAGAAGCCAUUCAAAUGCCAGCUUUGUGGAAAAACGUUUGCCAGGAAGCGGUACCUCAGAGAGCACGAGCGAAGGCAUCGUCAAAAAGACGCUGCUCAAUUGGAAAGCAAGUUCAAAUGUACCCAGUGCCUCACGGAAUUCAGUUCAGCACAAGAUCUGUCUUUGCAUAUGAGAUUGCACGCUGAAAAAGAAGUUGGAGAGUACCGCUGUGAAAUGUGCUACAAGUCAUUCAGCCAGUGGUCUCAUCUGAAGCAGCACCAAGAAAGUCAUGUCGGCCAAGUUGUCUAUGAAUGCACAGAAUGUGACAAAGCCUUCGCUUUUCCUCACCUACUGGAGGAACAUCAACAGACUCAUGCUGGGUCUUCUCUGUAGUGGUUGUUGCAUACCAUCUAUCAUUAUCUUCACUUUGAAUAACUAGCUAAAGUUACUUGGGAUUUCAAGUUACUUCAUACCUUACAAUUUAGAUCCAAUUUGUAUUUUUUGCCUUUGUUACAUAUUAACAAAGAUGUUGGCUCAUGUGACUGACAGAGCAUCUUUCCCUGUGUUUCUAUUUACAUUGUAUAUAUUUUAGUUCUAAUAUUUGAACUUGUAUACAGUAAAUUAGCUACAUAGUUUCUUGACAGUGUUUGUAAAUAUAUGACAAAAUUGUGUAAAGCUGUUUAACAUUCUGUGUGAUGAAUACAGACAAUGAUGGGAUGAGAUGUUUAUAAAAAGUCUGGGAUAACGGCUUUUUAUGUUGAUUUGUUUUAUGUUUGACUUUUUUUUUAUUUGUUUUGUAAAAAUUUUAAUCUAUUGGUAGUUGUUUUUUUUUACUUAAUGUACAAUAGAUCAUUUUUGAAUUUUCAGUUUAACAUUUCACUGCAUUUAUGGGUUGCAUUUUUGUGGUUGCUAGUUUGCAAGUUUCUUGUAUAUACAAACAAAAUGUGUUCUAAUUGAAUAUUAUUUUCACAACCCAAUGAUGUCCUUUCUAAAGAAAUUUGACUUGAUGCAUUCAAUUAAGGAGUAAAGUCAACCAGAAAAUAUA
Messenger RNA from Perca fluviatilis (European perch), 9511 nucleotides. Its product is annotated as zinc finger protein 1035. Gene Ontology annotation, molecular function: RNA polymerase II transcription regulatory region sequence-specific DNA binding; DNA-binding transcription factor activity, RNA polymerase II-specific. Lineage: Eukaryota; Metazoa; Chordata; Actinopteri; Perciformes; Percidae. Gene Ontology annotation, cellular component: nucleus. The transcript is spliced from 4 exons. The record is from RefSeq and is a predicted model, not a curated record. Gene Ontology annotation, biological process: regulation of transcription by RNA polymerase II. Bases 628 to 8859 code for a protein of 2743 amino acids.